This is a messenger RNA of Ctenocephalides felis (cat flea), 3348 nucleotides long. RefSeq names its product WASH complex subunit 4-like. The transcript has 18 exons. NCBI's taxonomy places the organism in Eukaryota, Metazoa, Arthropoda, Insecta, Siphonaptera, Pulicidae. The record is from RefSeq and is a predicted model, not a curated record. Gene Ontology annotation, cellular component: endosome; WASH complex. The coding region runs from base 1 to 3348 and encodes 1115 amino acids. Gene Ontology annotation, biological process: endosomal transport; endosome organization.
AUGUUAGCAAAUUCAAGUGCAAGUCAUAAAACGACUCUACAAAAUGAAAUACAUAAAAUAACUAGUGAAGUUCAAUUAAGGCAGUAUGGAUUAUUUUUGGAAAGAUAUGAAUCUGAUUUGGAGAGUAUACUCGACGCGAUGGAGUUUAGCACAACAUCUCAAAUUGAUUUUGAUAAGAAUCUUAUUAAGCUGGACUUAUCGUUGAAUGAAACCAUUUCUAUGAAUUCUUUACCAGUUGAGUAUGCGAUCCUGAAUAAGGUUGUGCAAUCUUUCAUUACACUCUGUGUGGAAAUCAAGUUACUAAAUUGUGAAGCAAGAGAUAAAUAUUACAACUUGAUUAUGCUAUAUGGUGAAGCCGGGGAAGAAAAAACUCAGGAAUAUAUUGAAUUUUCAAAAUUAGAAAGUAUGUUAAAAGUAUUGAAUGAUCUUUGUGUGUUUGUAAAUCGAUGUCAAACGGUAGUUGUGGAGAUAAUUGCUCAACUGAAUUGUCUUUCAAAAUCUGAUCACCUUUCACAGUUUUCAUAUCCUGGAGCAACUGAAAUUGAUAUUUUUUAUUACAUGUGUGAUAUGUUGCUUGUUUUAAUUACUAUAGAAGAAAUUUUACAAAAUAGCAUUAUUCUUGAUCAUUGGAAAAUGUACCGUAGAACUGUAAAAUCAGUACACAGAAGCCAUUCUACAUUUAAUUUAGAUUUAAAUGUGUUAGAUAAUUUAGACGAAAUUCUAAACUAUAUAGAAAAUCAAUUACUCUCCGAAAACAUUAUACAGAGUACAAUCAAUAAGUGUGUACAUUGUUUGUAUCAAAGCAAUAAUGAAGUAAAUAAGGUUUUAGAAAAACGGUUUUAUUCAUAUAUAAGGAUUUUGAUUAAUGAUUUAGAGAAAUGUGAUCCUGAUUUAAUUGAUACUGAAAAAUCUACCGAGUGGGUGAAAUUAAAUGUUUUAUAUAUAUUCUAUAUAAAAUUAUUUAAAGUUAAUGAUAAGAAGUUUUUUAAAAUCUUGAAGGGUGUCAAUAAAAAGGUCCCAUGUGUUACUCUAGUUGGAAAUAUAGUAUGGUGCUCUGAACAAUUUUUAUCUCAGCAUUCCAAUAUUAUCAAAGGUUUUGAUCAGAGGUUCAUUCAAGAAAUGAAUAGAGUAAAGCAAACAUACUUACAAAACAAAACACAGAAUUUACUAAAAGAUUCACAUAACACAGCACUACAAAUAUUUACAUGGAUUUUAGAAAUAUCAGCAAUUUUACAGGAAGGUGCAAAUAAUUUGAAAUUAGAACAUUUGACACAACGAACACAUUUGUUACUGCAAGGCCUUACGCACGCAUAUUAUUUAAACUAUACAAUUAAAUCAAUCACAAAUUUACAUAUGGCUCAAAAUAAGCCUAUGACUAAAUCAUGCUUAUUAUCUGUUUGCAAACUGGUUGAGUUAUUAAAGGCAGUACAUCAAAUAUUUUCAAAAUAUUCAAACCGAAUUGUAAAUUUUAUACAUAAUAUAAUGCAUUAUUUAAUAUAUCAGUCAUUAAAUAUAAUUUCUAUAACAAAGAAAGCUUUAUUAAAUGAAAAAUCCUAUGUCAAAAAACAUCCUGAAGUAUUGGCCGUACUUUCACUUUUGGAGAGAUCAUUACAUGGUCCAAGUACGGAACGAAAAAUAAUAAUUGCCCAUCUGGCAUUAUCUUGCAUUAAUGUAACACAAGUAUUUCAUGAUGAUAACUUGAGUAAAUUAAUAAAAGACCUAAAAUAUAUACAAAGGAUACAAAAUUUUCAAGAAUAUUUGGAUGAUACUACAGAUUGUUCUUUUUUAUUUUGGCAUCAAUCAAUACUGCCAGCAUAUUUUAGUAAUGUUUACGAGAAUAAAAUGGAUAUAUCUAAAAUUUAUUACAUGUUUCAAGCAUUGAAUGAUUUUGAAGAAUCUGAGGAAUAUAAGGAAAGCUACAUGAAAACAAUAGAUUCAUCAUUAAAUGAAAAGAUUUUGGAACCUUUAUGUUCACAAGUAGAAACAGAUUUGAGACUUCAAAUACACUCACAUUUACAGCCAGGUUUAAUGAACCCAUUUGAUGAUGGUACUCCAGAAGUUAGUAACAGUUUAUUGGAACUAAAUCCUAUAUUAUGCGGCCAGAAAUAUAUUGAUAUUAAAGGGCACGUGGAGAAUUAUUUGGAUUCCAUGUUUUAUAAUUUAACAACAGUUGUACUCUUUGACUGGAAAACUUAUGGGGAAAUGAGACGGUUAGCAAAUGAGAAAUUUUUCUUACAUACUAUUGAAGAUCAUCUGCCAACACAAACCUUAGAACAAGGAUUGGACGUGUUGGAAAUCAUGCGAAAUAUGCAUAUAUUUGUUGCAAAGUAUCUUUACAAUCUAAAUAACCAAAUAUUUGUUGAGAAAUGGAGUAAUAAUAAGCAUUUAAAUACUAUAAAUAUUCAACAUGUUGCAAACUCAAUAAGAACGCAUGGUACUGGAACUAUGAACACUACAAUUAAUCUAACAUAUCAAUUUUUGAAAAAGAAAUUUUUUGUUUUUUCGCAAUUUUUGUAUGACGAACAUAUUAAAUCUCGCCUGCUCAAAGACUUACGUUAUUUCCGUGAGCAUAAAACGGAAUCGAAUCCCAUGUACAGCUAUGAUAAGGCAUACAACUUUAAUAAAGCCAUUCGAAAGUUGGGUAUAUCAUCAACUGGUCAAAGCUAUCUGGAUCACUUCAGAUUGUUAAUAACCCAUUUAGGAAAUGCAAUGGGUUAUGUACGAAUGAUAAGAUCAGGUGGACUGCAUAGCUGCUCUAACGCUAGUGUAUUUUUACCAGUACUAGAUGAAAACAAAACAUUUGAAGAAUUGUGUCAGGCGAACUGUUUAUCAGAAACAGUAUGCCAGGCUGCGCAUGUUUUGGAGCAAGAUAUACGAAAUUUAGCAUGCAACUUUGCUGAAGGUUCAGAAUAUUUUAAGCUUUUAGUAGAUGUUUUUGCUCCUGUCUUUCGCAAUCCUAGAAAUAUCCAUUUGAGAAAUUUCUAUAUUAUUGUUCCAUCACUUACAAUAAAUUUUGUUGAACAUUUAAUAACAGCUAAAGAUAAAUUAACUAAGAAGGAUAAGUCUGGUGCUGCAUUUACGGAUGAUGGUUUUGCCAUGGGCCUUGCAUAUAUUUUGAAGUUAUUAGAUCAAAAUUCUGAAAUGGAUUCACUUCAUUGGUUCCAAUCAGUUAGUGAAAAGUGUAAUCAGGAAAAACAGAUUUUAGCACAACAAAAAGUUAACGCUAGCAGAGAUGAUAAAACAUUACAACAUACCCUAUCAUUAACUACUAAGAGACUUGAAUUGUUCCAACAGGAAUUUAAGUUACUUUAUUAUAGCUUCAGCAGUGCAAGAAUAUUCUUUCAAUGA